Messenger RNA from Cyprinus carpio (common carp), 2367 nucleotides. RefSeq names its product cytochrome P450 2U1 (gene cyp2u1). NCBI's taxonomy places the organism in Eukaryota, Metazoa, Chordata, Actinopteri, Cypriniformes, Cyprinidae. The record is from RefSeq and is a predicted model, not a curated record. Gene Ontology annotation, biological process: xenobiotic metabolic process. Gene Ontology annotation, cellular component: intracellular membrane-bounded organelle; cytoplasm. Gene Ontology annotation, molecular function: iron ion binding; oxidoreductase activity, acting on paired donors, with incorporation or reduction of molecular oxygen, reduced flavin or flavoprotein as one donor, and incorporation of one atom of oxygen; heme binding.
CAUGCCGCAGCUGCAGUAACAGGAAGAAAAUGUGUUCGAUCAGCAGAUACCAGGUACUGAUCAGGAGGAACUAUGCGUCUGUUUUAGGAGGCAGUGGAUUUGAUGAGUGCGCGAGUCAUGGACGCUUAUCUGUCUCUGCUGUGGCAGUAUGUGUUUUCGCCUGCGAAUAUUGUGGGUUUGGUUGCGUUUGUGCUUCUUUUCUAUGUGCUGCAACAGUAUGAGUGGCAUCAGAGAUACGGGAACAUCCCUCCGGGUCCAAAGCCAUGGCCUAUCGUGGGAAACUUCGGCGUUUUCCUUGUGCCUUCGUUUAUUUUAAGACGACUUGCAAAGAAUCGAAAGAUGAUCUCGAAUCCGCUGUCACCUCAGGCUGGACUCAUGGAGAUGUCCAAACUCUAUGGGAACAUAUUCAGUAUUUUUGUUGGGCCUCAGCUUAUGGUCGUGCUGACGGGAUAUGAAACUGUCCGGGACGCGAUGUUAAACCAUCCGGAGGUCUUCUCUGACAGACCGCAUAUACCGCUCGUAACGAUUAUCACCAAGAGGAAAGGGAUUGUGUUUGCGCCUUAUGGUCCUUUGUGGAGGACAAACCGUAAGUUCUGUCACAGCACUCUGCGCAGCUUUGGCUUUGGCAAGCUGAGUCUAGAGCCUUGCAUCUAUGAAGGCCUUACCAUGAUUAAAACAGAACUGCAGAGCCUCAUCGAAAAAGCAGGGCCUUCUGGUAUCGAUCUGACUCCCCUCAUCAGCAACGCUGUCUCCAACGUCAUCUCCUCCAUGAGUCUGGGUCAGCGUUUCCAUCACCAGGACCAGGAGUUCCGCACCAUGCUGGAUCUCAUGUCUCACGGACUGGAGAUUAGCGUCAGCACAUCCAUUUUGCUGGUCAAUGUCUUUCCCUGGUUAUACUACCUGCCCUGCGGUGUUUUCAAAGAGCUGCGGCGCGCAGAGAUCGACAUUACUGCCUUCCUGAAGAAGAUCAUCAUGAGGCACAGGGCCACGCUGGAUCCAGAGAAUCCCAGGGAUUUCAUUGACAUGUAUCUGGUGGAGAUGCUGGCCCAGCAAAAGGGUGAUAAUUCAGAAGUGAGCUUGUUCUCGGAGGACGAUCUCUUCUACAUCAUUGGAGACCUCUUUAUUGCAGGCACUGAUACUACCACAAACAGCGUGUUGUGGAGUAUUCUCUAUAUGUCCUUGUAUCCUGAUGUGCAAGGUAUGUGCACCAGCACUGUAAAGUGUAAUUUACAAAUGUCUGAAGCCAUUAUUAUGGAGGUGCAGAGGAUGACUGUAGUGGUUCCUCUGUCUAUACCCCACAUGGCCUCGGAAACCACAGAGUUCCGCGGAUACACUAUUCCUAAAGGAACAGUUAUCAUCCCAAACCUCUGGUCAGUACACAGGGAUCCCACCGUGUGGGAAAGUCCUGAUGACUUCAAUCCAGACCGAUUUCUGGAUGAACAGGGAAAACUUCUCAGGAAAGAUUGUUUUAUUCCAUUUGGAAUAGGUCGCAGGGUGUGCAUGGGAGAGCAGCUGGCUAAGAUGGAGCUGUUUCUGAUGUUUACCAGCCUGAUGCAGGCCUUCACUUUCAGGCUUCCUGAGGGGAAAUCUGCUCCAUCCAUGCACGGACGCUUUGGCCUGACUCUGGCUCCAUGCCCAUUUACUGUCUGUGUGAAAGCACGCUAAACAGACUUUAAAAAAAAGAGAUGACAUUCCUCAAGCAGUGAGGCAUCACUGGGAAGCAAACUGCACAGGUUGUCCAUUAAGAAGAAUUGUCAUUUGGACCAUAAAUGAAGGAAGGGCCUUUGUGGGUUGCAUGGUAAAGCAAAAACUUUGAGAUUAUUUUAUGUAAAAUUUUCCUGAACAAUUUCAAGAAAAAAGAACACAUACCUGAGUAUUAUAUCAGCAUAUUUCAGUUUUGUAAUUACAUAUAUUUUAUUAAAUAUUAAUUUCAUUAUCUAGUAAAACUGGACUGUUUUAUUAUUAUUAUUAUUAUUAUUUGUUUUUAUUUGUAAGGUUUUGAAGGCAUUUUAUGUAAAAUUUUCCUGAACAAUUUCAAGAAAUAAGAACACAUACUUAAGUGUUGUAUAAACAUUUUGGUUUUGUUACAUUUAUUUUGAAAUAUUUAAUUUAUAAUCUCAAAAUGAUUACUUGGUUACUGUACUGUGCUAUGAGAUUAUUAUUAUACUUUUUUUUUUUUUUAAGGAUUAUUGCAGAAAACGCUUUCAAAUAAGGUUCGUUGUUAAAUGAAUCACUAAUUUUAAUUUGUCUACUAACAAUGUAUUGUAUAUCAUGUUUGAUGUCAUUUUGUGGUGGAAAUUAAAAUUGAAAUAUUUUUGGAAUAAAAUGGCCAGUCUUGCUAAGGCUAAUUUCAUAGCUUAGAAUUUC